Lactuca virosa is the source of this 363-nucleotide messenger RNA. NCBI's taxonomy places the organism in Eukaryota, Viridiplantae, Streptophyta, Magnoliopsida, Asterales, Asteraceae. The record is from the annotation of a GenBank genome assembly.
AUGAAGGAAAAGUUGAAUUCAAAGCUCAAUGAUGCAAUAACAAAGUUCCCUGAAAAGGAAAGUUUUAGGAUUUUCAAAGAAAAGAUGACAAAUACAAUUGUUGAAGAAAAAACUGAAAGCACAACACUUUUUGAAUUUCCAAGCAAUGAAACUGGAGUUGAAGGUAUCAAUUUGACACCAAUAAUGGGCCAAAAAACAAAUGAUCAAAAAGAAAAUGAAGAUGAUGAAGGAAAUCGCGAAGAAGAAAAUGAUAAUGAUGGAAGUCAACCAGAAGUGGAUUACUUGCUUGAUUCAAAUGAAGCAGAGAAUGAAGGAAUAAAGAAUGAUGGAGAUAAGAAUAAAAAGAAGGUGAAACUGAAGUAA